CCCCCAACUCGUACCGCCUCGCGGCCCCGCCCCUUCCUCUGACCUUCCCAUUCGUUCUCAGGGGAGGGGAACCCUACAGGACUAGUUGAGUUUUACGCCACUGCGGGCGGUGCUGCCGGAAAGCGUCUGGGUUUGCGGCAGAAGGUAUGUGCAUUUAUACAUAUGAAGACAGUGGAUAUUUUCAAUGACAAAUGAAAAUGGCUAACCCAUUAAGAGGAGAAGUUUUAACUCUUUAUAAAAAUCUGCUGUAUGUCGGAAGAGAAUAUCCAAAGGGAGCAGACUACUUUAAAAGACGUUUGAAAGCAGCUUUCCUUAAAAACAAAGAUGUGAAGGACCCAGAGAAGAUCAAAGAACUUAUUGCACGAGGAGAAUUUGUAAUAAAAGAGCUAGAAGCCUUGUACUUCCUUAGAAAAUACAGAGCUAUGAAGCAACGCUACCACUUAGAGGAUGACAAAACUAAGUGAUUUUUUUUUAAUUGUUGCAAAUGUAGGUUACUGCUUAGGCUGUCUGAGCAAUAAUUGGUGGCAUUUCUUUAUAUGUAAAUCAAAUAUUGCAUAAUGACUCUGAUGCAUAGGAUGUACACAAAAAUGCUCAGAAUACCAGAACUGCCUUCCUCAACUUUAAAAAUUAUUUUAAUAGAUUUCAACUAAUAUGGCUAUAAAUUGAUACUGAAAGCUUACUCAGCCAAUACUUGUGUCCUUGUUUUUUUUUUUUAAUAAUAGCAUCUGUACACUGAUUUAGGAAAAAAUUCAUUGCUCAAUUUACUGAAUAUGAACUUUAAAUUCCUAUCAUUAAUCAAUAUUGAAAAUUUUUCAUGAAAAUGUUCACUGGGCCUUAAAAUAAUUUUAGAUGGAGUGGUUUUGGAUAUGUAUCUUAGUCAAAGAUGGUAUUUGCAUUGCAAAUAAAUUUAAGGUAUUAGGAUCUAGGUUUUAAUUCA
This is a messenger RNA of Dromiciops gliroides (monito del monte), 937 nucleotides long. RefSeq names its product electron transfer flavoprotein regulatory factor 1 (gene ETFRF1). NCBI's taxonomy places the organism in Eukaryota, Metazoa, Chordata, Mammalia, Microbiotheria, Microbiotheriidae. The record is from RefSeq and is a predicted model, not a curated record. Gene Ontology annotation, biological process: respiratory electron transport chain. Gene Ontology annotation, cellular component: mitochondrion. Bases 192 to 464 code for a protein of 90 amino acids. The transcript has 3 exons.